ACGGCCGUGAUUAUUGAGCAUACCUAGCCGUAUUUUACGUUGCAUUAUGGGGGGCUCAAUUCAGAAUUAGUGAUUCAGUCGCCGUGGGCUCCAUGGCAUGCAGUUUCGUAUGGGCUUUCGGGUUUUUAAUCAUCUCGACUAUUGCUCCGAAUGCCACUUCACAUCAAAAUUCGCUUGAUAAUCUACAGGACGAUGGAUCAUUAUUGGCUUUCAUGAAAAAUGUAUUUAAAGACACGAUUCCUCUGUGAUUUAGAGACCAUCAUCACGAUACAGUCACAUUUCAUUUCGCAUCUCUUUUAACUAGAGUAUUCAUCGCUUUACCGUUAUACCCUACUCAUCUCAAUCAAUACCCAUCAUGUCAACAGAAUCAAAACUCUGGCAGCCCCUCAAGCUAGGCAACACCACCCUCUCCCAUCGCAUUGCCCUCGCCCCUCUAACCCGCUUACGGAACGACGACGACCAUCUCCCCCUACCCCUCAUGAUAAAAUACUACGCCGACCGCGCCUCAACCCCCGGAACCCUCAUCAUCAGCGAAGCAACCGGUGUUUCCAAAACAGGCGAAGCAAUUCCCAACCUACCGGGCAUCACCUCCCCAGAGCAGAUCGAGGGCUGGAGAAAGAUCUACGAUGCCGUUCACGCCAAGGGGAGUUACAUGUUUCAGCAGCUUUGGGAUCUGGGAAGGGCGGGUGACCCGGAUUAUCUGAAGAAGAGAGGGUACAAGUACUCGUCGAGUAGUGCGGUUCAGAUGGAGGGGAAGAAUGUGAAGCCUGAGGCGCUGACGGAGGAGGAGAUUUGGCAGAAGAUUGGGGAAUUUAGACAGGCUGCGAGGAAUGUUGUUGAUGCUGGUGGCGAUGGCAUUGAGAUUCACGGUGCUCAUGGAUAUCUUAUCGAUCAAUUCAUUAGCGAAAGUGUCAACAAGAGAACCGACAAGUGGGGAGGUUCCGUUGAGAACCGCGCGCGCUUCCUCCUCGAAGUCAUAAAAGCCACAGUCGAAGAAAUUGGCGCUGAGCGAACUGCCCUCCGUCUAAGUCCCUUUGCAACAUACCAGGCCGCGUAUACCGCCAACACUUGGGACCAAUUCGGCUACAUCUUUAAUGAACUCAAGAAGACUGGAUACAAGCUCGCUUAUGUCUCACUCGUCGAGCCCAGAGGAAACCCCGCUACUAUCCUCGCUACACCUAAGGAUCUUGCUUCAGACAAGGUCAGUCCCUUUGGGGACAGGAAGCAGAGCCUCGAAUUUCUUCUCGAGAUGUGGGAUAAUCAGUCCCCUGUUAUUGUCGGGGGUGGAUAUAUUCCCGACAACGUGUAUGAUGCUGUUGACGAGAGUUACAAGAAGUGGGAUGUUGUGGUGGCGUUCGGGCGAUGGUUUAUCUCCAACCCUGACUUGGUCUACCGACUUAAGUAUGGGGUUCCUUUGACGCCUUAUCAGAGGGAUACAUUCUAUGCCCGCAAGACUGACAAGGGCUAUAAUGACUAUACUUUCAGUCAGAGAUAUUUGGAGGCUACCAAGGCAUAG
Molecule: messenger RNA, 1516 nt
Organism: Fusarium verticillioides 7600
Lineage: Eukaryota; Fungi; Ascomycota; Sordariomycetes; Hypocreales; Nectriaceae
Exons: 2
Coding region: 356-1516 (386 amino acids)
Molecular function (GO): NADPH dehydrogenase activity; FMN binding
Source: RefSeq, a predicted model, not a curated record